Molecule: messenger RNA, 2847 nt
Organism: Symbiodinium necroappetens
Lineage: Eukaryota; Dinophyceae; Suessiales; Symbiodiniaceae
Source: the annotation of a GenBank genome assembly
AUGGGCAAGACGCGCGUGAUCUCGAAAGGUUACCGCCACGGAACUCGCGACAAGUAUUCCAAGAAGUACCGCACGAAGGGCAGACCUGGCAUCGCUCGCUACCUCGUCAACUUCAAGCGCGGAGACUAUGUCGACAUCGUGGCCGAUCCCUCCAUCCAGAAAGGAUUGCCCUACUCUCUUUAUCAUGGACGCACUGGCAUCGUCUUCAACGUGAACCGCAAUGCCCUGGGCGUGGAAAUCACCAAGGUGGUUGGCAACCGCCAGCUGCGCAAGCGACUCCACGUGCGCAUCGAGCACGUGCGCAAGUCUCGCUGCAACGAGGCAUUCAAGAAGCGCGUCAAGGAGAAUGACCGCAAGAAGCAGCAGGCCAAGCUCGAGGGCAAGUCCAUCGUGGUGAAGCGCCAACCAGAGGGGCCGAAACCGAAGAAGAUGGUCGAGGCCACCCCGGAUGAGAUUGAGGCAUCGCGCGUUACUGCUAUUGCCCAUCAGCACGUCAAGCGGUCACAAGAUCUUCUGUUGCAGAUCACGAACCACCGCGAUGUCCAAGGCCUGACACCUCUCCACCAUGCUUCGGCCUUGGGGAACUACCGAGCUGUUCAGGUGCUUGUUGCGAACGGUGCUGACAGACUGGCAAAGGCCGUUCUGCCCGACGCAAACGACAAGGAGGCCGCAGCCUCGAGGCCACCCUCCAGUGCCACGCCCCUCGACCUCGCCAAGGACACCACGACGGCCCAAGCACUCUCGUCGGGCGCAGUUGAAGAGACGGUGGAGAGCCUCCAAUCCGCUACAGUUGCUCGGAUCAUGCCGCAACUAUUUGGCUUAAGACAUGCCAAGAGCCAGUCGACGCAACGCCCUUGGUGCGUUGCGUCAAGGCACCUUCGGGGGCAGUCCGUUGCGGACAUGCCGUACAUCACCAUGUGUCAAGGCCCAAAAUGCACUGCAAACGGUGCAGGGCUGAUUAUCAGGGAUAUGGAAGACCUGGCUUUCGGCUGUGCGACGGUCGAAGCUUCAGGUUGUAUGGGUCAAUGCUCCAAAGGACCUAACGGAAUGUACUCCGAGAAGUCAGGAGCAAAGGGAAAGAUCACCAACAAGCUGAACAAGUACAGCAAGCUGACUGACAUGAUCGGCGAGUUCAUCCAAGGCUUUGCUUUGGAUGACAUGCAAGCCCGGGUUCAUCGGGUGAAGUUUGCGAUACGGCGAGAGGAGAACGCCGAAGUCCGGACCAGUGCGAUAGAAGAGACUUUGGGCUCCAUCGAUGACUCGCAGCGCGCUCUACAUCCGGAGCUUGUAGCCCAGCUGCUGUGCCUCCGGGCACGGGAGAAUCUGAAGGCGGAUGCCGUCGGGGCGUACAAGGACCUUCGGGAAGCCCUGACUUUGCAUCCGGACUGGCCGUGGGCCUUCGUGACCUUGGCGCAGGUCUUGGACAACCUGCAUAUGCCCCGAGGGGCCCUCGCUUGCAUGCAGAAAGCCAUCGAGAUUGGCACCGGAGUAGACAAGAAUUCCCUGCAAAGGGGCAUCGUUCGCCUAGAGCGCAAAGCAGCCGAUGCCAAGGGCCCGGACCCGGUCCCAGCAGGUGUCGAGAUGGACAUUGCAGCGAUCAAGGACAAGUCCUUGGGCGGAGGCGGUGCCUCCGACAAGAAGGACAAGAAGGAAAAGUCCGAUAAGGAAGCCAAGAGCAAGCCCGCCGGAAAAGCAGCCAGCAAGGCGAAGACCGGCAAGGGGAAGGCAAAGGUUGUCAAGGAGACGAACAAGGUCGCAGAGGAGACGGCAGCGGAGGCUCCCAAGGAUGAAGCCAAGCCGGAGCCUCCUCUGGAGGAGGUCAAGGAGGAGCCCAAAGAGGUGAAGGAGCCCAAGGAGGAGAAGAAGGAGGUGGCGGUGAAGGAGCCCAAGGAGCCGAAAGAGGAAAAGAAAGAGAAAGACAAGGAGAAGAAGCACAAGAAAUCUUCUGGCCACAAGAAAAAGAAAGUGAAGAAGGACAAGGGAGAAGAAUACCAGGAAUGGCAGCUCCGUGAGAGGGAAGAGCUCAACCACGAUUGCUUGAGGAUGCGCUUUGCUUGCAAGGGCAAAGCCGCCUCCAAGUUCGAGUCCACCAUUUGGCACAUCGACCUGGCGGCCAAUGUCGGUGACGAUGGGGAGGAGAUCCAGCGAUCCUACACCCCACUCAGUUCAGCGGAGGAUUACAAGAAGGGGAUCCUGGAGCUCAUCAUCAAGGUCUAUCCGAAAGGGAGGAUGUCCGCUCACCUUGGGAGAAUGAAGAAUGGCGACUCAAUCCUGGUGUCGCGUCCGGUCCCCACCGUGGAUCCCGAGGACUACAAGGAGGGUGGCAUCAUGAUUGCUGGCGGAAGUGCCGUGGUGGUCGCCUUGCAGGUGGUUAAUGCGAUCCUUCCCAACUGCACGGAUUCCUUCCAUCUUUAUCUGUGUAAUAGAACCUAUGCCGACGUCCUUCUCAUGGAUUACUUCGAGCAAAUCCUGAAGGCUUAUCCGAACUUCAAAAUGACGAACUGCUUGUCACAGGGCAAAGUUGCCGAUGAAGCGCGUGGCCAAGGCCUUGUCGGAUGGUUUGAAGGCAGAGUGAGUGGCGACUUGCUCAAGCAGGCCCCUGACAGCCUCAAGGUCCUGAUGAGUGGUCCGGAUACUUUGUGCAAGAUGGUCGCCGAGACCUUCAUAGAGCUCGGCCGGCAGGAAGACGACAUAUGUUGUCUGGAUACCGAUAUAGAGGACCUGCUGAAUCCAGAGGCCAAGAACGAGGGCUUCACGCUUCAGAGCGCGCGGUCUGCAAGAACCUUGGACCCACCUCCACCCGAGCCGCUCGAGCCCGUCGAGGAAGUUCCCCGGGCCAGGAUCAAG